UGCAACGGGGACAUAGCUUGUUCAGCCCCAGCCAGUGGCUUGUUUAGCCCAACCAGUGGUCACUCUCGGUCCCCUCUGAAGCUCGCCCCGCGAAACCAUGCGCAGCUACGCCCUCCUCCUCGCCUCCGCGGCCAGCGCCUACCCCGUCGCCCCACGACGGGCGCUGCGCAGUACAAGCUUGCGCGCCGCCCCCGAGGUCUCGGAGCAGCAGUCCUGGAUGAUCGACUACAUGGCCAAGGCCCACACGGCGCGCCUCGAGGCCGUGCAACGGGCCAAGGCGGAGGCCGCCGCCGAGAUGGAGGCGCGCAUCAAGGAGCUCGAGGCGCAGAUCGCCGCGGCGCCCGCGCCGCCCGCCGCGCCGGCGCCCGCGGCCGCGCCGGCGCCGGCGCCGGCGCCGCCGAAGGCCGCGGCGCCGGCCGCGCCCGCGCCCACGCCGGCCGCGCCCGCGGUCCCCGCGGUCCCCGCGUCGGGUGCUGCGGUCGCCAUCAACGCGGCCUACGCGCGGCGCAAGGGCUCGAAGCAGGUCGCGUCGCGGUGGGGGCCCGAGGAGCUCGCGCGCCUCGAGGCGCUCGACACGUCCGCCGUCGCCGCGGCGCCCGCGGCCGCGGCGCCCGCCGCGCCGGCGGUGGACGUCGACGCGGCGUACGCGCGGCGCACAGCCAACACCAAGAAGAUGUCGAGCCGUUGGGGCGCGUCCGAGCUCAACCGCAUCUGAGAAUUCCUGUUUGCAUAUAG
Pelagomonas calceolata is the source of this 735-nucleotide messenger RNA. NCBI's taxonomy places the organism in Eukaryota, Pelagophyceae, Pelagomonadales, Pelagomonadaceae. The record is from the annotation of a GenBank genome assembly.